Molecule: messenger RNA, 4605 nt
Organism: Sorex fumeus (smoky shrew)
Lineage: Eukaryota; Metazoa; Chordata; Mammalia; Eulipotyphla; Soricidae
Gene: FAM199X
Product: family with sequence similarity 199, X-linked
Exons: 6
Coding region: 20-1186 (388 amino acids)
Source: RefSeq, a predicted model, not a curated record
GGGCCGGCUAUCUCCCACCAUGUCCGACGAGGCCGCCGCCACGACUUCGUUCGAGAAGUUUCUCACGCCGGAGGAGCCCUACCCGUUCCUGGGACCCCCUCGCGGAGUGGGCACCUGCCCGAGCGAGGAGCCGGGCUGCCUGGACAUCAGCGACUUCGGCUGCCAGCUCUCCUCCUGCCACCGCACCGACCCGCUCCGACGCUUCCACACCAACAGGUGGAAUUUAACUUCCUGUGGAACAAGUGUUGCCAGUUCAGAAUGCAGUGAGGAGCUGUUUUCAUCAGUUUCUGUUGGAGACCAAGAUGAUUGCUAUUCUCUGUUAGAUGAUCAAGAUUUCACUUCUUUUGAUUUAUUCCCUGAAGGGAGUGUCUGUAGUGAUGUAUCCUCUUCCAUUAGUACAUACUGGGAUUGGUCUGAUAGUGAAUUUGAAUGGCAGUUACCAGGCAGUGACAUUGCCAGUGGGAGUGAUGUGUUUUCUGAUGUCAUACCCAGUAUUCCAAGUUCACCUUGCCUGCUUCCUAAAAAGAAAAACAAGCACCAGAAUUUAGAUGAACUUCCUUGGAGUGCUAUGACAAAUGAUGAGCAGGUUGAAUAUAUUGAAUAUCUAAGUCGUAAAGUCAGUACUGAGAUGGGUCUUCGGGAGCAACUGGAUAUUAUUAAAAUAAUUGAUCCUUCUGCUCAAAUCUCGCCUACAGACAGUGAGUUUAUUAUUGAACUUAACUGUCUCACAGAUGAAAAACUGAAACAGGUUAGAAACUAUAUAAAGGAGCAUAGCCCUCGCCAGCGGCCCACACGAGAGGCCUGGAAGAGAAGCAACUUUAGUUGUGCCAGCAUCAGUGGAGUGAGCGGUGCCAGUGCCAGUGUCAGCAGCAGCAGCGCCAGCAUGGUCAGUUCUGCAAGCAGCAGUGGGUCCAGUGUUGGAAACUCUGCUUCAAACUCCAGUGCCAACAUGAGUCGAGCACACAGUGACAGCAACUUGUCUGCAAGUGCAGCAGAACGGAUUCGGGAUUCAAAAAAGCGAUCCAAACAGCGGAAGUUACAGCAGAAGGCCUUACGCAAAAGACAGCUGAAAGAGCAAAGGCAGGCUCGGAAAGAGAGGCUCAGUGGCCUCUUCCUGAAUGAAGAAGUGUUGUCCUUGAAAGUGACUGAGGAAGACCAUGAUGCAGAUGUAGAUGUUUUGAUGUAAUCAGGGUGGCUUUAUCUGUGUUCUUUCUAAGCUUUUAUGUAUUCUGUUUUGAUUUGUUUACAUGCAUCUUGACCAAACUUUUUGGUUAGGGAUCUGCUAAUGUGCCAUUAAUAAUUUAGGCCAGUGAUUCUCAAUGGGUGGUCCCUGGGCCAACAGCUACACCAUUAUGAGAAAUAGUUAGAAUUGGGUCCCAUCCUAGUUCUAGUGAAUCAGAUACCCCAGGGUAACCAGAUACCCCCAUUGUCUUUUAAUGAGCACGAGGUUAUUCUAUGGCACACUUGUUUUAAGAACCACUGAUUUAGGUAAAUGUUUUGACUAUUUAAAUUUCAGCAUGGUUGAAUGGACUUUUUUCAAAGACUAGUAGUAUAUUCUGACAGUUUAGAAGGUGUGUAAGUACUGCUGACAAUUUGUGUAGAGAUUAUAGUUCAGUUCUUUUUUAUGUUGCAGUUUCUUGGUUUACAUUUUCUAGAGGGCCUUAGGAUCAUUAAAAAUUCUUAGUGGAAAUGUUUUUCAGGUGGUGGAAGUGGGAUGUGGUUUGCUGUUUACAGUAGUGCCUUCAUUGGGUUUAUUUCUACCUGUUUCCCUUCAUUAUUAACAGGUAUAAAAACAGGCCCUAAUGUCUUUACUGUUUGACUUUAAUUUUUCACUUUAUGUAAAUUCAGAAUCCUUUACGUAAGUGAUAACUACUGAGGAAAUAGUUACUUGUAGGUGAACUAUUAGACUUGAUGCUGUAUUAACAGGAAGCAAUUAAGAAAAACAACCAAAUCAGCUUUUGCAGUGUUCUCUAAAAUUUUAGGCUAUCUCAAAAGCAGAAAGUCUCUUACUUUCUGGUAUGUUUUUUUCCCAGUACUGAUCUAAAUUUUUAAAUGAUUUGGAAUAAAAAUUUCUGACAUAUGAACAGCUUAUGCUCAAAAAUAACUAAAAGAAAACCUUACAGUUCUUCUAAAUUUCUCUAAACUGCUAGAAAUACAUGGAGCAGAAAGAUAGAAGACAUCUUAAUUUUUUGACUAUUAAUAGAAUUCUGAUUUCAAGUUUUGAAAUCAUAGAGUUUAAAUGUUUUAAUGUAGAAUUUGUUACCAACAUAAGAAGUAGGAUGAUUCCUUUUAUUAUGUGUUUAAAGAUUCACAUGGGUUAAAGAAUAUGGGAGCUGAUACUACUGACAAUCAAGCUGCUUUCUGAGUUUCACAGUUUUUAUAUUGUGGACAACCUUUGGAAUGGUUCUGUAGAAGUUAUAGUAUUAGUUAAACUAGAAUUAGAGAAUAAUAGGAUUUCAUUUCAUUUUUAUAUACUUUUAUCAUUAGAGAAAAGAUUAGCAAUUAAAUUCUUAAUUCUCAGUUGACACAAGUCUUAAUAUUAACCAUUGCAUACUUAAAAUUUUUAAAUUUAAUUUUAGAUCCUGAAUGUUAAAGAAUUGAAACCAAUAAAAAUAGAUCCAUUGAAGAGUGAUCUAUAGAUCAAUUAGUUGAUUUCUGUGGUACGGUUGUAACAUUUUUUUUCCCCUUUAUUUUAUUUUAUUUUUUUUUACAGUUGUAGAUUUACAAUUUUUUGUGCUUUGGUUUCAAUUAUACAAUGAUCAGAUACCCAUCCCUCCACCAGUGCCCAUUUUCCACCACCAUGGGGUUGUAACAUUUUUAAGACUGCUACAUUCAUUGGUAGUUCUCAGAAUCCUUUAAGCAUGGGGAAAUGGUCAUCUUUGUAUUUUCCUUCUACAUAUAAGAAGAGUAAAUUUGCAAAAGAAUAAAUGCAGAGAAGAGCAAAGACAGCUGACUUCUCUGCUUGUUCUUAGCAAAAAUAAACUCUCAAAGAUUGAUUCUUCUUGAUCCACUCUUAAGUGAAAUUAGGCAACCUUUGGAUACUUAAAGCAAGUUAACUGUUACAUACAUGGAACCAGUAAAAUAAAAUCUUAAAUAUGGACAUGAUAUAAUAAAGCCAAUUCCUCCUAAAAGUUACACAGUCUUAUUACUUUAGAUUUAACUUUUUAAAAAACGAUUUAUUUUGGUACCAGGUUUAUGUACUGUUAAUUAUCCUUUUCAUAGAUGCAUCAUUCCAACGCCACACCCAAACCUUAGAUUUGACCUUAUUCAUCAAUAAAUGAGCUUACCAAAGUACCAUAAAGCCAGUUUUUAAGGAUUAUAAAGAUUUGAAUGGUUAUAAGAAAGUGUUCCAUAAAAAAUUGUGUAAGUCUGAAUGAAAUAUUUUUACAGUAUUAUAUAUUAGAGAUAGUACAUAAAAUUGUUUUGGAGAUUGAAAAUUAUUCCUCUGAAAGAAAAACAUUAAUUUUCAUUUGCUAAUGAUCAAAGACAGAGUUUAAAACCCCUCAAAUAGCACAAAAGAGAUAAAGCUCUUGCCCUUAAUGUAUUGUAUACUUUUUUUCUGUCUCAAUGCCUCAUGCAGAUCAAGUUUUUUGUGACUUCUUAAAAUAAGUAAUUUGUUGUAUAUCUGAGUACAUUUUUUUUGCCAACCCGGCAAUGCUCAGGGGCUACUCCUGGCUACACUGAGGAAUUACUCCUGGCAGUGCUUCAGGAUCAUAUGGGAUGCCAGGGAUUGAACUUGGGUCCGCUUCAUUUAAGGUGAGCACUCUACCCGCUAUACUGUUUCUACCACCCCUCAGUUAAUUUUAAAGCAAUCCAGCUUAAUUUUUUCUUUUUAAAUAUAGCACCGUCCGUAGCACUGUCUUCCCGUUGUUCAUUGAUUUGCUCGAGCAGGCCCAGUAUCGUCUCCAUCAUGAGACUUGUUGUUACUGUGUUUGGCAUACCGAAUACAUCAUGGGUAGCUUGCCAGGCUUUGCCAUGCAGGCGAGAUACUCUCAGUAGCUUGCGGGUCUCUUCGAGAGGGAUGGAGGAAUCGAACCCAGGUCGGCCGGCCAGCUGUGUGCAAGGCAAACACCCUAUCGCUGUGCUAUCACUCCAGCCUUUUCUGGAGUGGCCGACCCCUCCCCAACUAGGCCUCAUUUUAAAUAUAAGCAAGUUAAAAUGUGAAAUUUUUUUCAGUGUUUUAAUAUACAUUGAAUUGACAUUGGAGCAGAUAAAUCUUCCCUUCAGAACUAUCUUUGGUUUUGUCUCGCUUCUUUUUUGGUUUGUUUUUUUAAUUUUGUUUUUGGGCAGCACGCAUCUGUGCUCAGGGAUCAUUCCUAGCAGUGUUGGGGGACCAUAUGCAGUGCUGAGGAUCAAACCCUGUUUGUUGGCAUGCAGGGCAAAUAUUUUACCCUCUGAACUAUAUCUCUGGUCCCAGAAAUAACGUUGUUAACUGAGGGCAUAAUAAAGUGCACUCAGGUUUAUCCAUACACACAUUAUUAGAGUUUUAUGUGUAGGUCAUUUUAUAUCUCAAAAGUAGAAAAAUUACAUUUUUUGGAACCUGUCAGUCACCACCACAAUUCUUAAAGUAUGAACCUAUAAUUAAAAAGGUACAUCUACAGUUUC